UUAUGAGACCAUCCGUAUAUGUGACUAGGCCUGAUGUUCCUGCUGUUGGUAUAGACCUACUGAAAGAAAAAUGUUCUGUUCAUUUAUGGACGGGAAAUAUAGCUCCACCUCGUGAUGAGCUAUUAAAGGGUAUCAUUGGAAAAAAUGCAUUGUUCUGUAACAUAGCGGAUAAAAUUGAUAAGGAUGUAUUUGAUGCAGCAGGAUCAAAUUUAAAAGUAGUUGCAACCAUGUCAGUGGGUUACGAGCACAUUGAUUUAGAAGAGGCUAAAAAGAGAGGUAUUAAAGUUGGAUAUACCCCUGAUGUUUUAACUUAUGCUGUAGCAGAGCUAACAGUUGGCAUUCUUUUGGCAACAUCAAGAAGGCUUUUUGAAGCGCAUAGAGAAAUUUUUACUGGUGGUUGGACUUCCUGGUCCCCUUCCUGGAUGUGCGGACCCAGCAUUAGAGGCAAAACUGUUGGUAUAGUAGGCUUUGGACGUAUUGGCCAAGAAACAGCUAGAUUACUGAAAGGUUUUGGGGUGAAGCAAUUUUUGUACUCUGGACGAAAAGAUCAUCCAGAGGCUUCCGAUAUUGGGGCACUUCGCUUGCCUAUUGAAGAAAUGCUACCUCAAUGUGACUUUGUAAUUUGUGCUUUGGCGCUGACCCCCGAAACAAAGCACUUUUUCAACGAAAAGCUGUUCAACUUGAUGAAGCCGUCAACUAUUUUUGUGAAUACAAGCCGUGGUGGUGUUGUGGAUCAAGACGCACUGAUAAAAGCCUUAGAGACUGGAGUAAUUCGAGGUGCUGGUUUAGAUGUUAUGACUCCUGAACCUAUUCCUUCAAAUCACCGUCUUCUUUCGCUACCAAACUGUGUUGUUAUCCCACAUAUUGGCAGUGCAGGAAUUGAGUCUCGUAAUGACAUGGCAGAACUUACUGCCCGUAAUAUAUUGACUGCAUUGGAGAAUAAGCCAAUGCCUGCUGAACUGAAGCUAUAGUAUCAAAGUCUUUGUGUUGUGUCUCAUGUCAAUGUACUGCAUAUUUAAAAUUCCAUUUUUGUAUUUGUUAUAAAUAUUUUUUCCAAUGAAAUAAAUAAGAAAAUUAA
This is a messenger RNA of Frankliniella occidentalis (western flower thrips), 1078 nucleotides long. RefSeq names its product glyoxylate reductase/hydroxypyruvate reductase. The record is from RefSeq and is a predicted model, not a curated record. Gene Ontology annotation, cellular component: cytosol. NCBI's taxonomy places the organism in Eukaryota, Metazoa, Arthropoda, Insecta, Thysanoptera, Thripidae. Gene Ontology annotation, molecular function: hydroxypyruvate reductase [NAD(P)H] activity; glyoxylate reductase (NADPH) activity; hydroxypyruvate reductase (NADH) activity.